CAGUGUUAAUUGCUGAGCACAUUUAAACGGACGCUGAAAACGAAAAAAUCCUGCAAAUUAUAAAAAAUAAUUAAAUAAAUUUUGAAAAAAAUUAAAAUAAAUUACAAAGAUGCAGACAAUAAACUGUCUCCAAUAUCUGUUAGCCUUGAGUAUUUUCUGUUGCUGUAAUGGUUACAACAUCUUGUUUAUGUGUCCUUUUCCAGCACCCAGUCAUUGGUUGUGGCUGGAACAUUUUCAAAGAGAUCUACUAAGAAGAGGGCAUCACAUAACAACCGUAAACAAUCAUCCCACAAAAUCUCCUCAUCCAAAUUUAACAGAAAUUAUAAUAGAUCCCAAAUUUGAUAUACCCUACUACUUUCCCAAAGAAAACGUCUUCAAAUUGCAGUAUGUCAGCGACUUUCAAAAUCUACAAAUGUGGUGGCAUGUUGGUUUAUUAACCUCCGAUUAUGCUCUAAACAAUACCAAAGUCAAGUCAUUGAUUGAAAGUAGUGAUAAGAAAUUUGAUUUGCUCAUUUUGGAGCAAUUUUUCCAUGAGAGUUUUCUAAUGUUUGCACAUAAAUUUAAAUGUCCCAUUGUGACGAUAGGUACCAUGGGUUAUGCUGAUAAUAUGGAUCAUGCUAUGGGUUUAGUAACACCUUGGUCGGUGAUACCACAUCUGGUGUUGCCGCACACCGAUCGCAUGAGUUUUAGCGAGAGAAUGUACAACUCAUAUUUGUCGUUGUAUGAUGCGGUAAUGAGAAGGUGGUUUUAUAUGCCUCAAAUGCAGGAAAUGGCUGAAAGACAUUUUGGUUCUCAUAUAAAGGGUCCUUUGCCUAAUGUCAGAGAGUUGGAGAAAAACAUAUCCUUGAUGUUAAUUAAUAGUCAUAGAAGUGUGGAUUUGCCCAGACCCAGUAUGCCCGGCUUGGUAAAUGUGGGAGGAGCUCAUAUAAAACCGGCCAAGCCUUUGCCGGCAAAUUUGAAGUCCUUUAUCGAUAAUUCUACCCAUGGCGUUGUUUACUUUUCUCUGGGUUCCUAUAUGAAAAGUACCGAUAUGCCUGAGGAUAAAGUUGCCUUGAUUUUGCAAGCUUUUGGCAGACUAAAACAAAAUGUUCUGUGGAAAUAUGAAAAUGAAAGUAUGGGUCAUCUGCCUGAAAAUGUAAUGAUACAAAAAUGGAUGCCUCAAAACGAUAUCUUAGCUCAACCCAAUGUUAAACUAUUCAUAACACAUGGUGGCAUAUUUGGCGGACAAGAAGGCCUAUACUGGGCUAAACCUAUGCUUUGUAUACCUCUAUAUGGUGAUCAACAUCGCAAUACCAUCAAAUCCGUGCGAGCAGGCUAUGCUCGUACUCUGACAUUUUCAGAUAUUACCGCCCAAAGUCUACAAAACAACAUAGAAAUUCUUAUAAAUGAACCACAGUAUAAACAGAAAGCUUUGGAAAUGUCUCAAAAGUUCCGUGAUAAUCCCAUACAUCCUCUGAAUGAGGCCUCCUAUUGGAUAGAGUAUAUUGCCCGUUAUAAGGGUGCCGACUUCCUAAAAUCCUAUGGUGCCUUUAUGCCUCUUUAUCAAUAUUUACUAUUGGAUGUUUUAUUGUGUGUAGCUGUUGGUUUAUUUUUAGUGAUAUGGUUACCUUUGUAUUUAAUUAGGGUCUUAACAAAGUUAUUAUUUAAGAAAUCUUCUAAGGAAGAUAAUGCCGUGAAGCAUAAAAAGCAAAUGUAAGUGAUAAUAAGUACAAAUUAAUUUUAGGUUUAGAAAAUAAAUAAGUAUAAUUUAA
Messenger RNA from Calliphora vicina (urban bluebottle blowfly), 1751 nucleotides. RefSeq names its product UDP-glycosyltransferase family 301 member D1 (gene Ugt301D1). The coding region runs from base 110 to 1696 and encodes 528 amino acids. The transcript is spliced from 5 exons. The record is from RefSeq and is a predicted model, not a curated record. Lineage: Eukaryota; Metazoa; Arthropoda; Insecta; Diptera; Calliphoridae. Gene Ontology annotation, molecular function: UDP-glycosyltransferase activity.